CCGAAACUUCCGGUUCUGGUCCGCCUCGGUGAUUGCAACUUGGCUAUGCGGUCUCGGCUUCUGCUUAGUGCUGCCCGGUGUCUUCGGGCGCUCCGGGCUAUUAGCCCAGCCCGUCGGCACCUAAAGUGCGGCAGCCUGCCGCUGGAGGAGCUGUUCGCCCCCGGCGGACCUUUGCGGACCUUCCUGGAGCGACGGGCAAGGUGUGAAGCCCAGUUGCAGUUCGGGGGGUCUGAGCUGCUGGCGGUGGCCAAACUGCUGAGCGAGAAGGAGCAGGAGCUGCAGGAGACCGAGCAUUUGCUACACGAUGAAAAUGAAGACUUAAGGAAACUUGCAGAGAACGAAAUAACUUUAUGCCAAAAACAAAUAACUCAGCUGAAGCAUCAGAUUAUCUUACUUUUGGUUCCCUCUGAAGAAACAGAUGAAAAUGAUUUGAUCCUGGAGGUAACUGCAGGAGUUGGGGGUCAGGAGGCAAUGUUGUUUACAUCAGAGAUGUUCGAUAUGUAUCAGCAAUAUGCUGCAUUUAAAAGAUGGCAUUUUGAAACCCUGGAAUAUUUUCCAAGUGAAAUAGGUGGCCUUAGACAUGCGUCUGCCAGCAUUGGGGGUGUAGAGGCCUAUAAGCACCUGAAAUUUGAAGGUGGUGUACACAGAGUACAAAGAGUGCCAAAAACAGAGAAGCAAGGUCGCAUCCAUACCAGCACCAUGACUGUGGCAAUCUUACCCCAACCGACCGAGAUCAAUCUGGUAAUUAAUCCCAAAGAUUUGAGAAUUGAUACUAAACGAGCCAGUGGAGCUGGAGGACAGCAUGUAAAUACCACGGACAGUGCUGUCCGGAUAGUUCAUCUUCCAACAGGUGUUGUUUCUGAAUGCCAACAAGAGAGAUCUCAACUGAAAAAUAGAGAGAUGGCUAUGAAAAAGCUACGUGCAAAACUGUACAGCAUGCAUCUAGAAGAAGAAACAAAUAAAAGAUACAGUGCUAGAAAGAUUCAGGUUGGAACCAAAGGAAGGUCAGAGAAAAUAAGAACAUAUAAUUUUCCACAGAACCGGGUCACAGAUCACAGAAUAAAUAAGUCACUUCAUGAUCUUGAAACUUUUAUGCAAGGGGAAUAUCUACUGGAUGAACUUGUAAGGUCAUUGAAGGACUACGCUGAUUAUGAAUCUUUAGUAGAAAUUAUUUCCAAAAUGUAAAUUAAUUUAUUAUUAAAGACAUAGCUUAUAAAAAUUCUACCACAGUAGAUUACAUUGUGUGUAAAUACUAGUAUUCUCUUAAAAAACAUGAGUUAAUACAUUUGGAAGUAAUGUGUGUAUUUUAAAGACAUAAUUUAUAUAAAUCUCUCAAUAUAUUAGUAAAAAAAUGUACAAUACAAUCAUGACUCUGCUUAUAUAUUUUGGACUCUUAUGUGAAGUAUACAAACAAAGCAAAAACAGUAUUUUGUUUUCUUUAGUGUAAAAUGUUUAGCAAAUGAUCAAACAUAAAUACAGUAAAUAUUGUAUUAGUCAAAGUCCAGUCAAGAGACAGAAACCAGACCAUGAAUUUGAACAGGGA
This is a messenger RNA of Lynx canadensis (Canada lynx), 1543 nucleotides long. It is a transcript of the gene MTRF1L, whose product is annotated as mitochondrial translational release factor 1 like. NCBI's taxonomy places the organism in Eukaryota, Metazoa, Chordata, Mammalia, Carnivora, Felidae. Gene Ontology annotation, molecular function: translation release factor activity. Gene Ontology annotation, biological process: translational termination. The record is from RefSeq and is a predicted model, not a curated record. The transcript is spliced from 7 exons. The coding region runs from base 46 to 1185 and encodes 379 amino acids.